Colletotrichum higginsianum IMI 349063 is the source of this 3810-nucleotide messenger RNA. Its product is annotated as Multidrug/pheromone exporter. The record is from RefSeq and is a predicted model, not a curated record. The transcript is spliced from 11 exons. Gene Ontology annotation, cellular component: membrane. The coding region runs from base 1 to 3810 and encodes 1269 amino acids. Gene Ontology annotation, molecular function: ATP binding; ABC-type transporter activity; ATP hydrolysis activity. Gene Ontology annotation, biological process: transmembrane transport. NCBI's taxonomy places the organism in Eukaryota, Fungi, Ascomycota, Sordariomycetes, Glomerellales, Glomerellaceae.
AUGGCCACACCGAAAGAUCAUGCCGGGAAUGGCGCAGAUGAUCCUGCACAGUCAUCGAAGGGCGACCAAGAGGAGCCCUCGGCCUUCAAAGGCUUUCUGAGAGUGUUUGAUUUUGGUCACGCAGCCGACUACGCCCUCGAAUCCAUCGCCAUAAUCGCUGCCAUCGCCUCGGGCGUUGCCCUGGCUAUGGUAAACAUUGUCAUCGGCCAGUUCAUCUCGCUUCUGAGCGACUCCCACUCAACUUCAGGCUCUCAGCCGGAUGGAUUCAUGGCCGCCGUUAGCAAAACAGCGCUCUACUUCGUGUACAUCGGCAUCGUGCGAUUUGUAUGCACGUACAUCUACGCCUCGCUCUUCACCUUUGUCGCCCACCGUCUGACCCGUAACAUUCGACACGAGUACCUCCGCGCCGCGUUCAGCCAGGAGAUUGGUUUCUUCGACAAAUCCAGCGGCUCCAUCUCCAUGCAAGCCACGUCCAACGGAAAGCUGAUCCAGUCGGGCAUUGGCGAAAAGCUCGGCAAUCUCGUCCAGGCCAGCGCUACUUUUGUCGCAGCCUUCAUCAUCGCCUUCAUCACCCAGUGGAAGCUCACGCUGAUAAUCAUCGGCAUGGUGCCGGUGCUCCUCAUCGUCGUUGGCGGCGCCGCCGGACUGGACGCGCAAAUCGAGACGGACAUUCUCAAGAUCCACGCCCAGGCAGCAAGCUUCGCCGAAACGACUCUUGCAGGUGUUCGUACCGUUCACGCCUUUGAUCUCCGCAAGAGGGUCGUCAGCCAGUACGAUUCGUUCCUCCAGAACUCGUUCCGCCUGGGCAUGAAGAAAAACAAAAUCUACGGGGUUCUGUUCGGUGGGGAAUACUUCAUCGUUCACGCCGCCAUGGGCUUGGCCUUUUGGCAGGGUAUUGCCAUGGUGAAUCGUGGGGAAAUUCCUGACCUCGGUGGUGUUUUCACUGUGCUCUUCUCUGUUGUCAUCGCCGCCAGUACAGUCAUGACCAUCGCCCCGCAGAUGGUCACCUUCGGCCGCUCAGCGACUGCUGCGGCCGAGCUCUUCACGCUGAUUGACAGGAAAUCCGAGAUUGAUCCUUUUGAUCAAUCGGGAGAACGACCAGGUAGGCUCGUUGGCGAAGUUCAGCUUCAAAACGUUUCUUUCAGCUAUCCCACGAGACCAGAUGUCACCGUGCUCGAUAACUUCAGUCUACGUGUUCCUGCAGGGAAGGUCACGGCCUUGGUGGGUCCCAGUGGAUCGGGGAAAAGCACCAUUAUUGGACUUUUCGAGCGAUGGUACAACCCGACGGCCGGUACAGUAAGAUUGGACGGCAAAGAUAUCAAGGACUUGAAUCUCAAAUGGCUUCGAACCAACGUUCGUCUUGUGCAACAGGAGCCUGUUCUCUUCAACGGCACCGUACUCGAGAACAUAUCUAAUGGCCUCGUCGGGACACCCUGGGAGACAGCCACGCCAGAGGAGCAACGACGACGUGUCGAGGACGCUGCUAAGCUCGCCUUCGCACACGACUUCAUCACCAGUCUCCCGCAAGGGUACGACACCAGGAUCGGAGAAAGAGGCGGUCUUCUUUCAGGCGGGCAGAAGCAGCGCAUCGCUAUUGCCCGCAGUCUUAUAUCUGAGCCGCAGGUGCUUCUCCUCGACGAAGCGACUAGUGCCCUCGAUCCUCACGCCGAAGGUGUGGUUCAGGAAGCCCUCAAUAGAGCCUCCCAGAACCGGACAACCAUUGUCAUCGCCCACAAAUUGGCAACCAUCCGGAACGCUGACCACAUUGUGGUCAUGUCUUCAGGCCGUAUCGCUGAACAAGGUCGCCAUGACGAUUUAGUCGCAAUGAACGGAAUCUACCACAAUCUUGUCAAGGCACAAGACCUGUCCCCAGCCGAGACCCAGCAGACCACCCAGCGCCUCUCAGAGAAGGAAUCUACCCUGGACGACAUCCCAGGGGUGGAUCAUCCACUUGUCAAGAACAAAACGACUGAGGAGAGGCAUCUGGCGUCGCUCAAAGACAGGGAAGACUUCACACUGUUCAAGCAGAGAGGCCUGAUCAGCACCGUCGUGAAGCUGAUGGGCUGCACGCCCGAACUGAAGUUCUGGUAUCUGCUGGCACUCAUCUCCUGCAUCAUCGGAGCUGCCCUGUUUCCCGCACAGGCCCUGCUCCUCGGCAACAUCCUCGACGUCUUCUCAUCCCCCGACAUGGUGUCUCGAGGCAAUUUCAUCUCACUCAUGUUCUUAGUCAUCGCCUUUGGGUGUCUGAUCGGAUAUUUCCUUCUGGGAUGGUCUAGCAACAUGAUCGCACAGACCCUGGGUAGAAAGAUGCGCAGAGAACUCUUGGACUCUGUCCUCCGUCAAGACCUGCGGUUUUUCGAUCGCCCCGAGAACACCAUCGGCACGCUGACAAGCCGUCUCGACUCUUACCCCCAGGCGGUGUUCGAGUUCAUGGGAUUCAACGUUGCUCUUCUUAUUCUAGCCCUCAUCAACUUGUCAGCUUGCAGCAUCCUCGCCAUCUCGGUUGCCUGGCGCCUUGGCUUGGUCGGCGUUUUCGCUGGGCUCCCUCCCAUGCUGCUGGCUGGAUGGGUACGCAUUCGGCUCGAGGUGAAGAUGGAGAACGCCAUGGACAAGUCAUUCUUGCAGAGCACGUCCGUAGCGUCAGAGACAGUGAUGGCGGUACGCACCGUCUCCUCUUUGGCGCUUGAGCAGAAGAUGCUAGACAAGUACACGCACGAGCUGGACAUGGCUAUUCAAAACGCGGCACCAUCGCUGUUUCACAUGAUGAUUUGGUUCUCGAUGACCCAGGCAAUCGAAUACUUCGUCCUCGCCCUUGGCUUCUGGUGGGGAUCCAAGCUCAUCAACGACGGUUACAUCAACUUCUAUCAGUUCAUCGUCUCCUUCAUGGGUGUUUACUUUUCGGGUCAGGCGACGAGCCAGAUGUUUGUCUUCGCAGGCAAUUUCACAAAGGGCCAUAAAGCCGCCAAUUACUAUUUCUGGAUGUCUGCCCUCGAGCCCACGAUUCAGGAUACCCCCGAGAACAGUGGCAAGGGACCAAAACACGGCUGCAAGUCUUUCGAUCUGGAAAAUGUCCAGUUUGCCUACCCUCUGGCGCCGCACAACCGGGUUCUCAAGGGGAUUUCACUCACCAUUCAGCCUGGCGAGUUUGUCGCAUUUGUAGGGCCAUCGGGCUGCGGUAAGAGCACGAUGGUUUCACUGCUGCAACGUUUCUACGACCCCGUCAGCGGCACCAUCAACGUAGAUUCAUCACCUUUGAACUCGAUCAGCCCUUCUCUCUAUCGUAAGAACAUAUCUCUAGUGCAGCAGGAACCGACGCUGUUCCCGGGCACCAUCCGGGACAAUAUCUCGCAGGGCGUCGACACAACCACGACUGGCCCGCUGCCCGACUUUCAGCUAGAAGAAGCCUGUCGUUCCGCCAAUGUCUGGGACUUCAUAGCCUCGCUCCCAGAGGGCCUUGAUACGCCUUGCGGAACGGGCGGCAGCCAGCUCUCGGGCGGCCAGCGACAGAGAAUUGCGAUUGCACGCGCCCUCAUCAGAAAGCCGGCCGUGAUCCUGUUGGACGAGGCGACAAGCGCACUGGAUACCGAGUCUGAGCGCAUCGUUCAGGGCGCGUUGAAGAAGGCGGCAACGACUGGCAAUAGGAUCACUAUUGCCGUUGCCCACCGACUGUCUACCAUUCGGGACGCAAGCCGUAUUUUCGUCUUCAACGGUGGAAUCAUCGCCGAGAGCGGGACUCAUGGAGAGCUCAUUGAGCGGGGUGGGAUGUAUGCGAAGAUGUGCGAGGCUCAAAGGUUAGGUCAAGAUAUGUAG